This is a messenger RNA of Schistocerca cancellata (South American locust), 402 nucleotides long. Its product is annotated as potassium voltage-gated channel protein eag-like. Gene Ontology annotation, cellular component: nucleus. Lineage: Eukaryota; Metazoa; Arthropoda; Insecta; Orthoptera; Acrididae. The transcript is spliced from 3 exons. The record is from RefSeq and is a predicted model, not a curated record. The coding region runs from base 1 to 402 and encodes 133 amino acids.
AUGCCAGGAGGACGGCGCGGGCUCGUCGCGCCGCAGAACACCUUCCUGGAGAACAUCAUCCGGCGCUCCAGCUCGCAGCCGGACAGCAGCUUCCUGCUGGCCAACGCGCAGAUAGUGGACUUCCCCAUCGUCUACUGCAACGAGUCCUUCUGCAAGAUCUCGGGCUACAACCGCGCCGAGGUGAUGCAGAAGUCGUGCCGGUGCACCUUCAUGUACGGCGAGCUGACCGACAAGGAGACGAUCGCGCGGAUCGACGAGUGCCUCGAGAACCAGAUCCACGACCAGUUCGAGAUCCUGCUCUACAAGAAGAACAGUGAGUACCCCGCCCAACCUGACGUCACUCCAGUAAUCUGUUCCUCUGGUAGCUUCACCACACCUCUCUGUACUCUUGCACAAAGGUAA